UGUAGAGAAGCUUGUUGCUAUUUAAGUGGGUGAUUGAUGACCUCCAUACCAGAUGACCGUAUAAGAGGUGGAUCAUGAUGUAUGAGGAUGAUUGUUGAUCAUGUAGGCGUGUGGUGACCAGUGCGCACUCUGUUUGUACAAAGAAAAAGUCAGUAUGCCAUCAUGACACACUAUAUGAAGCAAGCAUAGUUGUAUAGCUCUAAAAUGUCAGACCAGAAAGUUUGCCCUCCCUUUAAAAAUCUCUCCUGUACCCCUGUAUACAUUGCCUGGCCCUUUAUAUUUAAAUAAGUAAAUCCUUAAAAGCCUUUGACUGGAUUAUUACUGUAGCUAUUAAUGUGUUUCAGCUGAAGCCAUCCUUACCCCCUUGAGUUACCCCUUUCCCUGCUACUAGCUGUGUGUCCAUAAGAAAAGCACUUGUUCGUCGUCUAAGCAAAAGGAAGAAUAAAGAUUGGUCUUUGGAGCGAUGGAAAAAUGUCAUGUGAUUGAGCUUAUUCCAGAGCAAUGGGAACAUCAGGGUAAGAAUGGAAGCCCAUGAAGCGAUGAACCCAUCAUGCAUAGUGGCCACUGUAGAAACAUCUGGAGCCUCUAUCUAUUUCACAUGUCCUCAUACAAAUUUUUUUUGUAAUUAAUAAAGUACUUAUCUAUCUAUCCAUCCAUCCAUCUAUCCAUUCAAUCUUCUGCUCCACAUUUUAGUCCAGUAGGUGGCAACACUAGACCACUAAUACACUUAGGGAGAAGAAAGAAGAAGAACAACAACAGAUUCGUGCAGCUGCUCGAUUCAGGUUCAGAAUGAACAUAAUGGCAACAACUGAGUCCAGUAUCGAACAAAAGACUGACCUUCACCACUGCUCAGUUUGUGAAAAGAGUUUUAUGAAUGGGAACAUGCUCCAAACACACCCGUGUAUUUCCCAGUAUGAUCAUCUCCAGAAUCACAAGAGUGUUAAAAAAAGAGAAAAGCUGUUUAUCUGCUUACAGUGUGGGAGCAGAUUUACUUACAAGAGUAAUCUCAAAGCGCACCAGCGCAUUCACACUGGAGAGAAGCCGUAUCAGUGCUCUCAGUGUGAAAAGAGCUUCCGUCAGCAGAAUGCUCUCCAGCAACACCAGCGCAUUCACACCGGAGAAAAACCGUAUUACUGCUCCCAGUGCGGAAAGAGCUUCAGUCAGCCGAAUAAUCUCCAGCAGCACAUGCGCAUCCACACAGGAGAGAAGCCGUUUAUCUGCUUACAGUGUGGAAGCAGAUUUACCUACAAGGGUAAUCUCAAAGCACAUCAGCGCAUUCACACUGGAGAGAAGCCAUAUCUGUGCUCCCACUGUGGGAAGAGCUUCCCUCAGCAGAAUAAUCUCUGGCAACACCUGCGCAUUCACACAGGAGAAAAGCCGUAUCGCUGCUCACAGUGUGGAAAGAGCUUCGGUCAACAUUAUACUCUAAAACAACACCAGCGCAUUCACACUGGAGAGAAGCCAUUCAUCUGCUUAGAGUGUGGGAGCAGGUUUACUUACAAGAGUGCGCUUAAAAAACACCAGCUCAUUCACAGUGGAGAGAAGCCGUUUAUCUGCUUACAGUGUGGGAGAAGGUUUAAUUAUAAGAGUGCGCUUAAAAAACACCAGCUCGUUCACACCGGAGAGAAGCCGUAUCACUGCUCGGAGUGCGGGAAGAGCUUCAACCGACAGGAAGUUCUCCAUAAUCACCAGCGCAUUCACACCGGUGAGAAGCCGUAUCACUGCUCGGAGUGCGGGAAGAGUUUCACACGACUGACUCACUUUCAUGAACAUCAAAAUAUUCACACAGGAGAGAAGCCGUAUCACUGCGAACAGUGUGGAAAAUGUUUUAGUAGACGGGAUGCGCUCCGAAAACACCAGCACAUUCACACUGGAGAGAAACCGCAUCAAUGCUCAUAGUGUGGAAAGAGAUUUUUUUUCAAACAGGAAGCACUUUGGAAAGGAGACUUUUCACAAAAGAAAUAGCUUUACUUAACCAAGUAGCCAAAAGUGUUGUACCCCUGACCACUACAUUCUCUCUUUGAACAUAUAGACGGAACUUCACUCCUGGGUCUUUUUGCUUUUUAUUUUAUUUAUGAAAAUAAAUAUUUAUGUAAUUAAUUAUUUAAUAUGUGAACACUUUUAUGGUAGAUAGUCAUGUGUUGGAUAGACAGAUGUUUUAUGCAUGUCUCUUAGUGCUUUAAUCACAAACUGAAAAAUUAAUUCAUGUUUAUUCCUGAUCUCUCUACAAAAAGUUGCUUGGUUAUGGUAAAUGAAUCUGAGUUACACAGUUUUAAUGUCACAGGACUUUUAAAACUGCAUAUUUUUAUUAAAACCAUGAUUCCCUUAGAAUCAUCAAGGUUUAUUGCUUCCUCAGAAGUGGAUCUCUGCACGCCGUGUUAAUUUUGUCUGUUUUAUUCUAUGCUGCUAUUGCUAUCAACCUGAAUUUUUUUUUGUCAACCAUAUAAUGACAAAUAAACAAAUCGUUUCCAAAACUUUAUUUAUUUUAU
Molecule: messenger RNA, 2489 nt
Organism: Clarias gariepinus (North African catfish)
Lineage: Eukaryota; Metazoa; Chordata; Actinopteri; Siluriformes; Clariidae
Product: zinc finger protein 501-like
Exons: 2
Coding region: 790-1899 (369 amino acids)
Cellular component (GO): nucleus
Source: RefSeq, a predicted model, not a curated record